Molecule: messenger RNA, 474 nt
Organism: Eremothecium cymbalariae DBVPG#7215
Lineage: Eukaryota; Fungi; Ascomycota; Saccharomycetes; Saccharomycetales; Saccharomycetaceae
Gene: LTP1
Product: tyrosine protein phosphatase LTP1
Exons: 1
Coding region: 1-474 (157 amino acids)
Biological process (GO): protein dephosphorylation
Molecular function (GO): protein tyrosine phosphatase activity
Source: RefSeq, a predicted model, not a curated record
AUGACGAAACAAAUAUCUGUUGCAUUUGUUUGCCUGGGGAACAUCUGUCGUUCUCCAAUGGCUGAAGCUGUGUUCAAAAACAAGGUUAAAGAACAUAAAGUUGAAGAUAGAUUUGGUGUGAUAGAUUCGUUUGGCACUGCUGGAUAUCAUAUAGGAGAAGAACCUGACUACCGUAGUGUCGCUACUUGUCGCAAGCACAAGGUUCCUGUGGAUCAUCGCAGCCAAAAGAUCAAGGCUAGUCAUUUUGAUGAAUUUGAUUUUAUUAUUUGCAUGGAUAACUCUAACAAACGAAACUUAGAAAGGUUAAAGCCUACCGGAAGUAAAGCAAUGAUACAUUUAUUUGGAGAGUGGAACACUGAAAACAAAUUCAACAAAAUUAUUGAUGAUCCUUACUACGGCGGAAAUGAUGGUUUCGAAUAUAAUUUCAAUCAAAUAUCUUAUUUUAGUGAUGAAUUUAUCAAGAGGGAACUUUAA